This is a messenger RNA of Rubroshorea leprosula, 2779 nucleotides long. NCBI's taxonomy places the organism in Eukaryota, Viridiplantae, Streptophyta, Magnoliopsida, Malvales, Dipterocarpaceae. The record is from the annotation of a GenBank genome assembly.
GAGGGGACCAAACAUAGCAGCUAAUGGCAUCUGAAACCUUUGUGCAGCCAGCAAUUCCUCGUUUUGAUGGUCACUAUGAUCAUUGGCGCAUGCUGAUGGAGAAUUUCUUGAGGUCCAAAAAAGAGUAUUGGGAUGUGGUUGAGUCUGGAGUAGUAGAACCAACUGCUAGGAUGUCAGAAGCUCAGAAGGCAGAGUUGGAGGCUUUAAAAUUGAAGGAUCUCAAAGCCAAAAAUUAUCUCUUUCAAGCAAUUGAUCGGACAAUCUUGGAGACUAUUCUUUGCAAAGAUACCUCCAAGCAAAUUUGGGAUUCAAUGAAGAAAAAGUACCAGGGAACCACAAAAACAAAGAGGCAGCAGCUUCAAGCACUUCGUUCAGAGUUUGAAAUACUUCGAAUGAAAGACGGUGAGACUGUUACUGACUAUUUCUCUAAGACAAUGGCAAUUGUCAACAAAUUGAGGACCCAUGGUGAUAAGACACAAGAUGUUACUGUUGUUGAGAAGAUACUGCGUUCAAUGACACCAAAAUAUAAUUUUGUUGUCUGUGCUAUUGAGGAGGCAAAUGAUCUUGAUGAAAUGUCACUUGAAGAACUUGAAAGUUCUUUGCUGGUACAUGAAAGGAAGCUGAAUCGACAAGAGCAGAAUGAGCAAGCUUUGAAGGCCACAAUUGGCACCUCUUCUUCAUUUUCAAAUAGAUCAAACAGAGGAAGAGGCAGAGGUAGAGGAAGAAAUCAGCAAAAUCUGCCUUUUGAAGGAAGAGGAAGGGGGCGUGGCAGAUUUCAGAUUUCCUACAGACCAAAGUCAGCAGACAGGUCCAAAGUUGAGUGCUUUCUGUGCCACAAGUAUGGGCAUUACCAAUCUAAAUGUCGAGCUAAUUUGCCUAACAAUGAAGGAGAAAAAUCAAAUUUUGCACAAAUUGAGGAGGAAAUAUCCUUGCUGAUGGCAGCUUUCUCCACCUUGGAUGAAUCUUUCAGAGAUAAUGUGAAGUUCGGAGACAAUUCUAAAGUCUCGGUCAGGGGAAGAGGACAGGUGACCAUUCAAAUCAGGGGUAAUGCUGCUCAAACAAUUUCUAAUGUCCUUUAUGUUCCAGAAUUGAAGACCAAUCUGCUAACUUUUAGAGAUGCCGUUCUUGAGUCCAAAUGGAGGAAGGCCAUGGAUGAAGAAAUUGCAACCAUUGAAAGAAAUAAUUCUUGGGAACUAACUGAGCUUCCGAAAGGCAAGAAGACCAUUGGUGUGAAAUGGGUGUACAAGACAAAGUUGAAAGAGAAUGGAGAAGUUGACAAGUAUAAGGCAUGCCUAGUUGCUAAAGGCUACAAGCAGGAGUUUGGGGUUGAUUAUCAAGAAGUAUUUGCUCCGGUUGUGAGGCAUGAUACAAUCAGAUUGGUGAUCUCUUUAGCAGCACAAAACUCAUGGCCUGUUUUUCAACUUGAUGUAAAAUCAGCCUUCUUGCAUGGAGACUUGGAUGAACAGGUAUUUAUUGAACAACCCCCUGGUUAUGUUAAGGUUGGAAAUGAGCAUAAAGUGUAUAAAUUAAAAAGGGCAUUGUAUGGACUAAAACAAGCCCCACGGGCUUGGUAUAGUCGUAUUGAAGCAUAUUUUUUGAAGGAGGGAUUUCAAAAAUGCCCUUAUGAGCAUACACUCUUUACAAAAACAGAAGGUGGGAAAAUGCUCAUUGUUUGCUUGUAUGUGGAUGACUUGAUCUAUACUAGAAAUGACAAGGCUAUGUUUGAUAAAUUUAAGAAGUCUAUGAUGGCUGAAUUUGACAUGUCUGAUCUUGGUUUGAUGCAUUAUUAUCUUGGCAUAGAAGUUGAUCAAUCUGCUGCUGGUAUCUUUAUUUCUCAGAAAAAGUAUGUUCAAGACAUUUUGGACAGGUUUAGAAUGAAGGAAUGCAAUCCUGUCAGCACACCAAUUGAUGCAGGAAUGAAGCUUGCUAAAAAUCCUGAAGGGAUGAAAGUCAACAGCACUUUGUACAAGCAAAUAGUGGGAAGUUUGAUGUAUUUAACUACUACAAGGCCAGAUAUCAUGCAUGCUGUGAGCCUUAUCAGCAGAUACAUGGAAAGUCCAAAAGAAAUGCAUCUCUUGGCAGCAAAAAGAAUUCUCAGGUACUUGAAAGGUACGGUUGAGUAUGGUCUAUUUUAUAAGAAAGGAGAAAAGUCAGACAUGUUUGGCUUUACAGAUAGUGAUUUUGCAAGGGAUGUUGAUGAUAGAAAAAGCACAUCUGGUUAUGUUUUUAUGAUGGGUACAACAGCUGUUUCAUGGUCAUCAAGAAAGUAACCGAUUGUGACUUUAUCAACAACUGAAGCUGAAUUUGUAGCAGCAACUUCAUGUGCUUGCCAAGCAAUAUGGUUGCUGAGAAUUCUUGAAGAAUGUCAUUUCAAGCAAGAGGAACCUCUUAUUAUUUUCUGUGACAAUAACUCAACAAUUAAGUUGUCCAAGAAUCCAAUUCUUCAUGGAAGAUGCAAACAUAUAUAUGUGAGGAAUUAUUUCUUGAGGGAUCUUGUGAAAGAAGGAGUCAUUGAUAUUGUCUAUUGCAGAAGUGAAGACUAGCUUGCUGAUAUUUUUACCAAACCUCUCAAGUUGUCAGCAUUUUAGAAACAAAGGAAGUUGCUUGGUGUUUGUGUGUUAGAGAAUUCAUUAAACUGAACUUUGAUACAAAGUUUAGUUUAAGGGAGGGUUUGUUGAAUAAGUCUUCCAUUAUCUGUUUUAUUUUCCUAUUCUUUAGGAAGUUAUUGGGUACGUGCAGUUGAGUUUCUUAUUUUUAGCAGUGCAUGUCUUAUUUGUAG